This is a messenger RNA of Zasmidium cellare ATCC 36951, 1341 nucleotides long. RefSeq lists its product as uncharacterized. The record is from RefSeq and is a predicted model, not a curated record. Bases 1 to 1341 code for a protein of 446 amino acids. The transcript has a single exon. NCBI's taxonomy places the organism in Eukaryota, Fungi, Ascomycota, Dothideomycetes, Mycosphaerellales, Mycosphaerellaceae.
AUGGAGGCCGACCUUGACGAUGGGAGGCGGCCAAGACGCCGUCCUAGGAGCAUUGUGUUUUUCGACCAUGGAGAGCCCUCGCGAGGGGAGAAAAAGCUGGAAGCUGCCGACAAAAUACGCCCAUGGCCUCGGUGGCACGUCAACUGGCCUAGAUUCCACUGGAUAAAAUAUUUCCGAAUCGUUAGAUUCGUGCUUCAAGCCAUAGUCUUAUGGUUCACCGUCUUGACCCUGGGCGGUCUCCUUUUGCGAGGCCUUGGUUCCUUCUGCAGGCACACGCCUCUCAGUCCGGCAAUCUGCAACAGUCAAUGGAUCACAUCGCAAGAACCGGUGCUUGCCAAAUAUAGCCCGGGCAAGACACCGACGACGAAGCCACUCCAAGAACUCAGCAAGCUCAACGAAAUCUCACCUUCUCUCCAAACCCUCGGCCUGGUCAUGAACCUCGUCAACACCAACCUGUCAUCAUCCUACGAAGAACUCUACGCUUUCUCAGACAUCUUCCAGCUCUCCAAAGUCGAUCUCGAAAACCUCGCCGUCGCCACUCAUCACACGCAGGAUAUCGUGGAGCAAUUCAGCAACGAGGAGUAUUUCUACCGAUCAAGCAGCUUGCUGUGGAACCAGAAUGGCAUCAAUGUGCUAGGAACCGGAGUGGACGUAUUCCGAGAAGCCCUCAAUGACAGUUCCACGUGGACUCUGGCGUUCUCCGAGCACGCUCUUCACAGAGUCCCGUACGCCGGCGGAUGGAGCCUUUCGAGGAAUCUCCUGAAGGAAUACUUUUACUUUGUGGGUGAGCAGGAGCUGGCGGUCAGAGAGCUGGUCGUCCAGGCGACAGAGGUCGAUUUUGUGCUAGGAGGUCUUCUUGGGCUCUUCGGACAGCUUGAAAGGAAGCUCGAGCGUGUCGUGGAAGAGAGAGGGCGAGUUUGUGGGAACGAGAUCUCGGAGGACAAGGGCAAGCUGUGCGUGCUGGAUCAGUCUCAUCAGCUCCGAGCAGCCACAAGCAUGCGGGCGGCCGUGCAAUGGUCACAGGAUGUCGUCAAAGUCGCCGAAGCACAUUACAAGAACCUGCUUUCUGAGCUCAGCAGUACGUUAGAGGUCUUGCGCUCUGAUAUGAGAGGGUAUCGCUCGCGGUUCCCUUCAAAGAGCGUGCUUUCGUUGCGGCAUUUGAACGAGACACUUGUCACGGAACGGAAGCAGAUCGAUGCGUUUGUUCAGACGGCGGAGAAGGCUGAGGAGGUCCUUGACAGCUUCGGGGACGGAUUUCUCGGUGGUGACGAAGAGGGAGAUGUUGCUUGGCCGCAGCAAUUGAAAGAUGCCGUCGCGAAGAGGCAGCUGCAGUGGUGGUAG